Gordionus sp. m RMFG-2023 is the source of this 1792-nucleotide messenger RNA. RefSeq names its product fimbrin-like. Gene Ontology annotation, molecular function: actin filament binding. The coding region runs from base 52 to 1770 and encodes 572 amino acids. The record is from RefSeq and is a predicted model, not a curated record. Gene Ontology annotation, biological process: actin filament network formation; actin filament bundle assembly. Lineage: Eukaryota; Metazoa; Nematomorpha; Gordioida; Chordodea; Parachordodidae. Gene Ontology annotation, cellular component: cytoplasm; actin filament bundle; actin filament. The transcript is spliced from 6 exons.
UGAAAGUCUUAACGAAGGAGUAGUCCUUUUUUUAGAACAAAUAUUCGGAGAAUGGAGAAACGUCUUAAACAUUCCGUUGCCGCGGAAGAAGAAGCCGCUUACGUUAAUUGGAUAAACAAGUUAUUAGGGUCCGACAGCGAUCUAAAAUUUUUAAUGCCUGUGCAAACUGGAAAGUUCUUCCCAAAACUCAAAGAUGGAUUAUUGCUUUGUAAACUUGUGAACACUGUUCAAGCAAACACUAUUGACGAAAGAACUCUGAAUAAACGAGCCGAUGGAAAAGAAUUGAAUAUCUACAAGAAGCAGGAAAAUUUGAAUUUGGCGGUAAAUUCCGCGAAAUCUAUUGGAGUUAAUACUACCAACAUUCAUGCGGAAGAUUUUUUAAAUGAGCGGCCUCAUCUUAUUUUGAGCUUUUUGAGGCAACUCAUAAUACUGGGGCUGUUCGCUAGGUUAGAUCUUAAAUCUCAUCCAGGAUUACAAAUACUAUUGAAACCUAACGAAUCGCUAUCUGAUUUUCUGAAAAUGUCCCCUGAGAAAAUUCUGAUGAGAUGGGUCAACUAUCAAUUAGGAUUGGCCAAAUGUAAGAGAAAAAUGAAGAACUUUACGAAAGACGUUCAAGACUGCGAAAUAUUUUCCACUCUAAUCAAUCAAAUCGCUCCGCGAGAAGCGAAAGUAACAAUGGACGCUAUGCUAGAACCAAACCUAACUAAGCGAGCUGAUAUCAUGUUGGAUCAAGCUGAUAAAUUGGGUUGCCGAGAUUUCAUAACAUCCAGGGAUGUUAGCACAGGAAACUACAAACUAUGUUUAGCAUUCGUAGCAAACUUAUUUAACAAUCAUCCGGGAUUGCCGAUAGAUGGUUUAGAGCCACCUGAGGAAAAAAUUGAAGAGACAAGGGAAGAAAAAACUUUCAGGAAUUGGAUAAAUUCACUGGGCGUUCAACCGAGAGUUAAAUAUUUGUAUCCUGAUUUGCAGGAUGGAAUAGUGUUGUGCGGAUUGCUAGAUAAGAUGCAGCCCAAAAGUGUUGACUGGACCAAAGUGCGUAAAACGUUUAAAAAAACUACCGGCUCGAUAGAAAAAAAGGACAACUGUGGACAAGUUGUAGAAAUGGCUACCAAAAACUUCGGCAUUUCAUUGGUUGGAAUAGGGGGAGCCGAUAUUUACGAAAUGAAAAAGAACGCUAUUUUGUCUAUGCUCUAUCAAUUAUUACAUAAACAAACAACGACUAUAUUGCUCAAGCUUAAACCAGGUGGGAAGAUCCAGGAUAAGGACAUUAUUCAAUGGGCAACCGCCAAAUUGAAAGAAAAUGAUAAGAAAAGAAUUUUCAAGAGUUUCCAAGACCCGAUUUUGUCUGAUGGAAUCUCUAUAUUAGAAUUACUCGAGUGCAUCAAACCGGGGCGAGUAAUUUGGGGAUUGGUCAAGGGUGUCACCGAAGAUGGCACCCCGGACCGUAGCAUCAACGAUGAAGAUCGUCUCUCUAAUAUUGGCUAUGCUAUUUCGUUGUCACGAAAAUUGGGGGCGGUAAUCAUUGCAUUACCUGAGGACGUUUUGGAGUUGAAACCGAAAAUGAUGAUGACAAUAUUCGCUUCUCUCAUGACCCUGGAUACGAUAGCUAGUGAAAAUCCCGUAAAUGAGGAUGAGGAUACUGAUACAAGAACUUCAAAGCGAAAAAGUACUAAAAGAGUGUCUGCAAUUAAAAAGAGCCCAGAUGCCGAAGAGGAGGAAGAGGAAGAGGUUGAAGUUGAAUUAGAUGACGAAGAGGAGGAAGAAGAAUGAUUGUUUAUAAAUUUCAAAUUAU